Messenger RNA from Misgurnus anguillicaudatus (oriental weatherfish), 4321 nucleotides. RefSeq names its product filamin A interacting protein 1b (gene filip1b). Lineage: Eukaryota; Metazoa; Chordata; Actinopteri; Cypriniformes; Cobitidae. The record is from RefSeq and is a predicted model, not a curated record.
AAUUAGCUCUUAGUCAACAAACUACUUCACAGUUGAGAACAUAAAGGAGCGCUGGGUCUCUUCACACUGUCUAAACUCUUUCUCCUGUCUGUCUUUCUUUUAUCCAGAACGCUGGAAAGAAAAAGAAGAGAACAGAAGUGAAGUCUGAUAUUCUCUCUCUCUCUCUCUCUUUCUCUCUAUCAAGUCAUUGUGCUCGCUCACAUUUGGAUACUGGACAGCACAGUGCAAAAGCACUCAAACGGUCUCGGUUCUGACAGUAGGAGAAGACGACGACGAGAAGAUCGAUCGGCAGAAGACAGAAAGUGUUUCUCUGUGAUGGUUUAUUACAGGAACGCUUCAGCUUUGGUGGACGUUUCUCAUGUUGAUGACAUAUUUUUAAAAACUUCACUGACUUUGAAGCAAAGUCAUCUUCAUUGAGCUGAUAUCUGCAACUUGGGACCACUUGAUCACAAACGGUGAAGAUGAGGUCAAGGACCAGCGACAUGGAGGGACCAGAGAAACCGCUCGCUAAAAUCCACAACACAGAGAAAGAGAGAAGCAUGCUGGAGCAGAUCAAGAAGAAACCUAAAGGUCAGAAGGAAAGCAGCGAGCAGAAAGUUCUUGUUUCUGGUACACUGAAGAAACCUUGUGAGAAAAAUCAGAGGAAAGCUGGACUGCUGGAGCUGUCUAAAGAAGAUCUCAUUCAUCUUCUAGGAGUCAUGGAAGGAGAAGUUCAGGCACGUGAGGACAUUAUCCAUAUGCUCCAGUCUGAGAGAACACGGCCAGAGGUUCUGGAGGCUCAUUACGGUUCUGCGGUCCAUCAACCACUGCAGGCUUUACAGAGAGACAGUCUGAUGACCGGCGGUGACAUGACUAGAGAUGAUGUCUAUGACAUACCCAUGAUAGAGCUGGACCGUCUGGAGGAGAAACAUCGAGACACAUACAGACGGAUGUUAGAACAGCUUCUGUUAGCAGAGAAGUGUCACAGACGGACGGUCGCCGAACUGGAGAGUGAGAAACGCAAACACGUCGACUUCAUGACUAAAAGCGACGAUUUCACCAACUUACUGGAGCAGGACAGAGAACGACUCAAGAGAUUGUUGGAGCAAGAGAAGGUGUUCCAGGCUCGCAAGGACAAGGAUCACAGCAAACGUCUUCAGAAAGUUCAAGAAGAGCUGGUCCAGCUGAAAUCAUUUGCACUAAUGCUGGUGGAUGAAAGACAGCUUCACAUUGAUAAGAUUGACCAGCAGAAACAGAAAGUCCAAGACCUCAGCGAAAAGCUGCAUGAAAGAGAGCAACAAUUGGAGAUUGCCGACAGCAAAGCUAAAGAAGACGGCCAGAAGAUCCAGAGGUUGGAGCUGGACCUUGAACAUAAGACCUCCAAAUUUACACAAGAUCAUGAGGAGAUGACCGCCAAACUAGCCAAGCAGGAAUCUGAAAGCCGACAGCUGCGUCUGAAGUUGGCCAGCCUGUCACGCAAGGUCGAGGAGCUGGAGGAGACCAAUGGUACCCUGCAGAAAUCUGAGGAAGACCUUCAGGACUUGCGGGACAAAAUAAGCAGAGGUGAAUGUGGAAACUCGAGCCUCAUGGCUGAGCUGGAGAACCUUCGGAAGAGAGUGCUGGAGAUGGAGGGCAAAGACGAGGAGAUCACGAAAACUGAGGCGCAAUGCAAAGAGCUAAAGAGGAGGCUUCAGGAUGAGGAGAACCACAGCCGUGAGCUGAAACUAGAAGUAGAAAAACUGCAGAAGAGAAUGGUGGACCUGGAGAAACUGGAGGGAGCUUUUAAUGUGAGCAAAUCUGAAUGUGCUCAACUUCACACCAACCUGGAAAAAGAAAGAGCGCUUACAAAGAACUUAGCCUCUGAGCUAGAAACGGUUAAGAACCACAUGAAAGAUCUCGAGUGCUCAGAAUCGAGGUUGGAAAAGGUUGAGAUGAGUUUAAAAGACGACUUGACCAAACUAAAGUCGUUCACUGUGAUUCUGAUGGACGAGAGGAAGAACAUGGCUGAGCGAAUUAAACAAGAGGAGAAGAAAAGUGAAGAGUUGAGUAAAAUGUUCAAAGCGGAGCAAUGCAAAGUCACGGACGUCACCGAAAAGCUGAUCGAGGAAAGUAAAAAGCUUCUUAAAUUGAAGUCAGAGAUGGAGACGAAAGCGUCCGCUCUUACGAAGGAAAAAGAGGACCUGAAGUCUCAACUUGCAAACAGAGAAGAGAAAAUGAAGGAUCUGAACGAGAAGGUUUGUCAGAUGCAGAGUAAAAUGGACAAGCAGGAGGAGGUCAAGGAUAAGGUGGGAUUUUCCGAAGAAGACAACAAGGUUAAGGAGCUGACCCAGGAGAUCGAAAGACUCAGGAAUCGCCUUAAACAGCUCGAGGUUGUGGAGGGUGAUUUGUUGAAGACAGAGGAUGAGUACGACAUACUCGAGAAGAAGUUUCGAACUGAGCAAGACAAAGCCAAUGCCCUGUCCCUGCUCCUGGAAGAAAUGAAGACACAGAUCACCAAGAACAAAGCCAUAGAGAAAGGAGAGUUGGUGAGCCAAGAAGCCGAACUCAGGUUACGUUGCCGAAUGGAGGAGGCCAGAACGAGAGAUCUUCAGACUGAUGUCCAAGCUCUAAAGGAGAAGAUUCAUGAGCUCAUGAACAAGGAAGACCAACUGUCCCAGCUUCAGGUAGAUUAUGCGAUUCUGCAACAGCGGUUCAUCGAAGAGGAGGAUAAAAAGAAAAACAUGAGUCAAGAAGUCCUUAAACUAACCAAAGAGCUAGAAGCCACCAAGCGAUACAGCCGUGCCCUUAGACCCAGUAUGAAUGGAAGGAGAAUCGUGGAUGUUCCUCUUACUUCCAUUGCAGUACAGACCGACGUGGACAUCAACGAACACGCUGAGGACGAGACUCCGGCGGUCUUCAUUCAGAAGUCUGUCCAAGAGGAAAAUCAUAUUAUGAGCAAUCUGAGGCAAAAGGGUCUCAAGAAGCCGACGGUGCUGGAGCGUUACCCUCCAGCAGCCACAGAGAUGGGAAUGAGGAAACCAUGGACCCCUUGGAUGAAAAAGAAAGAAGCAGUAACUAUCACACAAGAGGUUACGUCAGGCAAAACAACCCAACAGGUCAACGGAACAACGACCACGUCUCCGAAAGCAGGUCGACCCCUCCAUAUUAGGGUGACACCAGACCAUCAGAACAGCACGGCCACAUUGGAGAUCACCAGUCCACGUGCUGAGGACUUCUUCGCCAGCACCACUAUCAUCCCAACUCUUGGUCUCCAGAAGCCUCGGAUAACUAUCGUUCCUACCUCUAUGCUGCCAAAGUCCAAGGGCAAUGGAGGACCUGAGCGGAUGAAGUCCCCAGUUACUAUCACAGCCAUCUCCAGAGCUAAAUCUCCAGAGAAAGGUAAAGGCUCGCUGAUGGAGCAUCCCGCCUCUCCUAUGUCCAUCAUCACUGUUAGUGCAACGCCAAUCUCCCAGGCGUCCAUCUCCCCAGAACCACAGGAGAUGACCAUGGGCAGGGCUGUGUUCAAGCUGACUCCUGAAAAGCAAACCGUACCUACGCCUGUCCGAAAGUACAACUCCAAUAUAAUCACCACAGAAGAUAACAAGAUUCAUAUCCACCUGGGGUCACCUGGGUUCAAGAAAUCUCAGGAUGAUAAAAGCGGCACAGUAACGGUUUGGCCUAAUGGUGUAAGUUCAGAUGGUAAGGACGUGUGUACGGGAACAGUUCUGCGUUCUCCUCGACAGACUUCUGCUAUUUUGGGGAACCCCGGCAAGAUGACCAGCAGCAUCACGAUAACUCCCAUCACCUCGGCUCCUUCGAGAUCAACUCAGUCUGUACAUGGAACGAAUGUGCAGUCAUCUCGCUCCACAACAACAAGAAUCCCUGUGUCAAAAGGUAUGAAAACAGGGAAAGAAGCGGUUAUAGGCCUGUCCACGACAUCACGAUCUGAGAGUCAAUCUAUGAAAAUUGAACUGAGGAAAUCUGCUGUUUGCAGCUCUUUAGUCACAGGAGGAGGAGGAAAGAGUUCAUGUUAAUACACCACACCGCAUUAUCAUUCACACUGAGCCUUACAUUUCUGAACUGAAUCACAAUAUUUCUGGUGUAUAUAUUAAAUGUAUGUCAAAUAAGACUUUAGGUACUGUACAGACACAUGUAACACAUGUAACGUGUUUCAUCUUCGCACGUAUCACUAACUGGUUGUUGUUUUCUUUUCAUAUUUAUUUUUUCAUUUACCAUUUCACUAAUGUUUUACUCUGCCAAGCUGCUUGUGGAGGUUUCCAGAGGGCUGAAAAUGCAUUGUAUCACACUUCACAGAUUGCAUUUUGUGAUUCCACUAAAUAAAUAUUCUACUGCCUUUAAAAUA